Thelazia callipaeda (thelaziosis nematode) is the source of this 951-nucleotide messenger RNA. Lineage: Eukaryota; Metazoa; Nematoda; Chromadorea; Rhabditida; Thelaziidae. The record is from the annotation of a GenBank genome assembly.
AUGGAGAAAGAGGAUCUGCUUUAUUGCUAUAAUAAAGGAUGUGGUCUGAAAUUUGAUCCUUCUGACAAUAAUGAUGAAUCAUGUUUAUAUCAUCCUGGAGCACCAUAUUUUCAUGACGCAUAUAAAAUAUGGAAUUGUUGCAAUAAGAAAAGUACUGAUUUUGGCACAUGGUUAAGCUUAAAAGGCUGCACUCGAGGAAAGCAUAGUAGUGUGAAACCUGCACAAGAAGUGAAACAUCAGAAAUCAGAAGAAAUGGAUGAAUCAUAUGUACAGAAAGAGGUGAUCGUUUGGAAUGGUUUGAAUAAACCAGCUGCUCGACAGAAUUAUUCAGCGGUGAUGAGACCGUUAAAACUUGAACCAACUAUGGCUGCAUUAAGAGCUAUCGAAAAAUUUCAGUCAGAGAAGGUCCAAGAAUCAGAGCCAAGCAUUCGUAUCGGUGCAUUGUGCAGAAAUCCUGGCUGUGAAAAGGCUUAUGAAGGAGAAAAAAGCCAUGAUGAGACUUGUGUUUAUCAUAAUGGUAUCGCUGUAUUUCACGAAGGUAUGAAGUAUUGGUCAUGCUGUGAAAAGAAAACUACGGAUUUCAGCACAUUUCUUGAACAAAGAGGCUGUGUAGUAGGAAAGCAUUGUUGGAUUAAGGCAGAACGAGUUGAAAAAAUUCGAGAAGACUGGUUUAGUGGAGGUGGCUACAUUCAUUUAAACAUUUAUUGUCGGGGUGCCAUACCGGAGCUGUGUGUGGUGGAAUGUAACGGUAUUAUAUUGCAAAUGAAAAUUAUGCAUGGUUUUGGAGUAAAAGAAACACAUUUAAAUUAUGAACUUUUUGGUAGGAUCGAUGUCGAUGGAUCCAAAGUGAUCGUCGGCGAAAGAAAAUUAGAAUUGGUUCUGAAGCAAGAUGAUACCGUCAGUUGGCCACGGUUAACAUAUUCUGAGAAUUCAGAAUCACAGACUGAUUAA